UGUAUUUGUGCAGGGGUACAAUGAUUUUAAAAUCGAGAAAUUCUCAUAGAUAUAAAAGCCCCCUGGGCAUUUUGUUAACCGUUAAAAAUAUAACCGCUUUUCUGUUACUUAUUGUACACUCCGGUAUUUUGACCAAAGGACCUUGUUCGGAGGAUAGCUUCUACAAUGGUUGUUGCCCUGGCAAAUCUUGGAACUCCACACUUCAACAGUGUCUUGAUUGUUCCCCAGGAUUGUACGGAGAAAAUUGUAGUCAUUCUUGUCCGUAUCCACAAUUUGGUGAUAAAUGUACAAACACGUGCAACUGUAACAUAAGCUCGUGUGAUUUCGUUGCAGGAUGUGCAGUUUUAGAAAUCUCUGAGGAGGAGGAAAUCACUGAGGCCGAGGAGGAGGAGGAAGAGGAAGUGACGGUCUUAAGACUCAGCAACGGUUAUCUACGCAUGUCUGUAAUCGUAUCUUCUAUUCUGGUGGCAGUGUUGUUGAUUGUGUACUUGAUAAUCUUACUGCAUGAAAAAAGAAACAACAGACAGAAUGACAGUGAAGACACUGAAUAUGAAAAUUGCCGUUUUGAAAUUCAGAUACAAGAAAAUGCACCCUGAAAAGACAAGGAAACAUCGGACAUUUCGAUUCUGAUAAAACUUAAGUUUUUUUUUCGUUUCUAUUUUAGAACAACGUAGUUUAAUUUGACCUGAUUUAUUUGUGCUCCAAUAGAACAAAGAAUAUUUAGCAAUUAUUCAGUUCCUGUAAUUCAGGCGUAUUACUGUAUUUAAAAAUUUGUUUUAAAAAAUUCAUUGUACAUAUUCUAAGACAUUUCCGUUUUAUCCAUUUUUUCUGCUCAAAUAUUUCUAUGAAACUACAACUGUAAUAUAAUCCUUAAUUUCUUGAAUAUUUUUUUUUGACGAAUGGAAUGUGUAAAAAACAAGUCUGAUACAAAGUUGUUAUUUUUUUUAUAGACCAGGUCAUUAAGAACUGAUUUAUUGAUUGAUUGUAUAUUGUUUAACGUCCCUCUUGAGAAUUUUUCACUCAUAUGGAGACGUCACCGUAUGCCGGUGAAGGGCUUCAAAUUUAGACCUAUACUCGGCACUCAGGGCCAUUGAGCAGUGAGGGUUCUUUAUAGUGCCAGCGCCGACCGUGACACGGGACCUACGUUUUUAAGGUCAUAUCCGAAAGACCCGUGACUUUCACUUCUAGUGCCGAGCGCUUGGCGAAGGAACAGUUACUACCUAUGUUUACGUCUUAGGUAUGACGCAGCGCCGCGAACGAGAAUCGAACUCAGACCUCCCGGUCACGCAGAGAACGCUCUACCACUAGGCUACCGUGACCGGUCAUUAAGAACUGAUAAUAAUGUUAAAUUUACAAAAUCAUUGUGUAAAAUAGUUGUAACUAUGCAACGUAGCAUAUACUGUAGAUCACUAAAUUUUCGCGACACCUUGUUUUCGCGAGAGGGUCAUUGACUAUUGAUAAGUGAGACAAAAUUUUCGCGACUUGUAACCGGUUAUUACUCUAUAAAAUCUUAAAGAAAACUAUUAUACGCGUGAAUUAAAUUUUCGCCAGCGCACUGUUUCGCGUAAUUACGCGAAAAUAAAAUUCUCAGGAAAAAAAGUUAUUUACAGUACUCAUGUUAAAAUGAAAUA
Molecule: messenger RNA, 1631 nt
Organism: Saccostrea cuccullata (small rock oyster)
Lineage: Eukaryota; Metazoa; Mollusca; Bivalvia; Ostreida; Ostreidae
Exons: 4
Coding region: 21-596 (191 amino acids)
Source: RefSeq, a predicted model, not a curated record